Thermothelomyces thermophilus ATCC 42464 is the source of this 1725-nucleotide messenger RNA. RefSeq lists its product as uncharacterized. The record is from RefSeq and is a predicted model, not a curated record. The transcript has 3 exons. NCBI's taxonomy places the organism in Eukaryota, Fungi, Ascomycota, Sordariomycetes, Sordariales, Chaetomiaceae. Bases 1 to 1725 code for a protein of 574 amino acids.
AUGUCAGACUCGUGUGACGAGGGUUUUUGGCGGCGAGCCUCCGGGCCGGACGACAGCAUGAUUUACCAGGUCUGUGACCUGGUGCUCCAGCAGGCGUUUGCUAUUCCCCUGCACGAGAUAGUUCUUGCCGGCUCGGCGCCGAUGGUCUACGAGUCAGUCGGUCACUGCCUGGAUGAGCUCUCCCGCAUCGUCCUUCAGAGCGGCCUUGGCGACACCCACUUGGGAGCCAGCAGAUCGACGUUGGGCACGGCGGACUCUGGCGGCGAUCCCGUCUGGCCGGGAAGAGGCGCUGACGACGGUUUUGAUACAAGCAAUGGGAAUGGUGACUGCCAUGCGAACGGGAAUAGUGGCCGGAAACGUUCCAACGGUUAUGAGCAUGAUGGUGACGGCCUCGGCGGCGGUUCUGGCGGCGGUAGCCCUGAUGGAGGUGGAAAACGCCAAAAGGUUUUGCCAACCCACCAACGGCCGGCCACCGCGGAGUUCAGCUGCCCCUUCCGUAAGAGGAACCCAGUGCGAUUCAAUGUCCGGGACUUUCAGAGCUGCGCAGUAAUGUCGUUUCCGAAUAUGUCUCAGCUCAAGCGAGCUAUGAAAUCAAAAAUGGCCUUGGAAGAACAUAUAUCGGUCUCUAGGGACCAGAUCUGCGACCCCCAAGAGGCGCCGUCCAGAGCGGAUCCGGAAGAUGGCAUCACAUCCGGAAUCGAAGAGGUCCUCAAUGAACGCAAGACGGACGGCAAAAUCGACGACUGGAAGAGCUUGUGGAGACUGUUAUUCCCCGGAGACGCCAAGAUACCCGAGCCAGACUUUGUGCCUCCCACCGAACUGGAUGAGGUGUACGCCCAGUUUUAUACCGACGACUCCACGAGUCUGCUGUGGCAGCGGAUCCAGGAGGUACUAGGACACACUGGCAACAUUCAACCCAUGUUUGACGCCUUCAAGAACUAUAUCGACACAGUCUUUGAAGCUUGCCGCCUCAAGACCUGUGGCAUGUCGUACAGCCGCAGACGAGCACGCAUCCAGGCGGCGCGGCAGGUGGCAAGCGGGCGAUCCCCGGUGCGACACGCCCCCCGACCACAUGGAUCAGGGCAUUCGGACCACAGCAUCCUAGCUCUUGCUGCCUCCUCGGACCGCACCAACGUGCCGGAAAGCCUUGGGCAGCCCUCAAUGACCGAGACGCAACCACACAUAUUAGGUAAUGUGCCUCCCAACAACAGUUCCCAUGACCGUGGGAUUGAUGGCGCUGGAACCACGGUGCCAGAACUGCGGUUUGGCGGCGGCGGUACAGCGGCCGUCCAGGGAAGCGAACCCGUGAUGGUCGCAACUCCGGCGCCGCGGUUGCACAUCCAGCUAGAGUCUGGUUGCCAAGGUCAGCGCAUGGCGGGCACUUCAAGAGGCCACUUGGACCAAAGCACCCGGCUGGCACAAACCAACCUCUGGGCUGAUCUCAGUGCCAUCUUCGCGGGCCGGGGAGCAAUAGACGCUUCUGCUGUCCUACCUCUGGGAUCGCAAGGUGCCCACUCACACCCGGAAGCGUACGGACAGCAAAUGGGCGACGCUUAUUGGCCAGCCAUCACGCUGGACAUCGCGGCGGACAACCAUGGGGGGCAGGGGCGCAGGUUCUCGACGACUGAUGCGGGCGCGGUGUCGGAGGGGGAUGAUGCUUUCCAGGGCAUGUCCGAGGCGAACGAUGAUGGAUAUGAAGUAGUCCACCAUACCCGCGGCGACUGA